Molecule: messenger RNA, 2819 nt
Organism: Gasterosteus aculeatus aculeatus (three-spined stickleback)
Lineage: Eukaryota; Metazoa; Chordata; Actinopteri; Perciformes; Gasterosteidae
Gene: dnttip2
Product: deoxynucleotidyltransferase, terminal, interacting protein 2
Biological process (GO): RNA processing
Cellular component (GO): nucleolus
Molecular function (GO): RNA binding
Source: RefSeq, a predicted model, not a curated record
CUCUUAAACCGGAAGUGUUAGGAGCCAGCGAGGGUAGUUUAGUGUACUAGCCGCAUGCAAGAUGGUGGCCACCAGACGAGGAGUCACCGUGUCCACCCCAAUGAAAGUAAACCCCGACCAGUCCGCUGAUGUCCCGGCCACUCCUUCCACUAGUCGGAGAACCAGGCGCACUGUCGGGGAGAAACAUGCAGAAAGUCCGACCCAAAGCCUCCCUGAGGAAACCAGCAGCCAGCUGGAAAAAAACAAGGGACCACUCAAUCCAUCGCCACCUACGUCCCUGUUAAAAAGAUGCACAAGGGCCGCCAGACUGCACAGUCCAGAGCAGACGUGCACACCGGUGGAAAUGUCGGACGUGGACUCGGUCUGCUCUGUGAUGUCUGACGCCGAACUACCAAUGACGCGCACCAGGGGGAGGAGGAGACUACAGCCUCAGCUGGUAAGUCAGGAAGAUGAUGAUGUCUCCGAGGUGGAAUCGUGCUCUUCCGCGGUGUCAAACACGGGUGUCCGCAGGAGCACACGGAGGAAGGUGAUUCCUAGACGCCUCGCUGAGGUCGGCGACUCUGUGUCCCAGAGAGUCACCAGGAGUCUCAGAAAAACGGCACGCGACAGAUCAUCUGCCAUGCGGCAAACCGAAGACGUGGAGCUCUCGGACGCCGACAGCUGCGUGUCCAGCGUCUCGGGAGCUGAAACCUCCAAGUCCACCGCUCGCAGAGCGACGAGAUCCAGAAGGCAAACCGGGCCGAUCCCCGCCUACCUGGACGAAACCUCGGAUGCCCCUCAAUCACCGGCCUCGAGAGCUCGACUGAGCCGGGCAGCUAAAGCGAGUGCCGCGGCUGCCGCAAACGUAGAGUACCAAUCCUGCGACUCCGAGGGGUUCGAGUCGGGGCCCCAUUACAGCCGGAGGACUCGCGGGCAGAGAAAGACCGAAUCGACCCGUCCCGGAAAUGUGGACUCUGACUCCGAGACGACCGACAGCCGUUCCCAGGCGGGCACCACGAGUCACAUGACUCGGGCCACCAGGCGCUCACUCAUGGACUGUAGUAUUAUUUUAGAUAAAGCUGAGGUCAGUUCAAUCAAUGAUGCCACAUUAGAAAGUACAGCGAUCCUGGAGGAAGCAGACUGCACGCUGGUGGAAGCGAACCAAACCCUGGAGGAAGGCCGGAUUUGUACUGAUCUCACACCAACUGAGGCAGCUGCAACAAGUGCGGAAGGGGGAGUAAUUCUCGUUUCCGAAGACGAAUCCCCCAAUGUGACCCUCAAGAUAUCAGACAGUCCGGCUCGUGCCGCGGAAGCUCUAAUUAAACCCGCAGUGACCGACGGACACCAACAGGAGGAGCCGUGUGCUCUGAAUGGAGACUGGGAAGUCUCCGAGAAGAUGACAAUGCAGGACGCAAUCCAGCCCGUAAAGACGGGGAAACCUCUCCAAUCCGCUACGGUAACACUGUGUGAAAGCGCUUUUGUAAUCCCAGAGGAGACUGAAGAGAUGGAUGAAGCCAUGGAAGUUGCUGAUGCGGAAGCCCGCGCGCCACAGGGAGACGAGGUGGCUGUGAAAACUGGGCCCAGCGAGGAGGAAAACCCAGCUGGAUCCAACACGGCGCAAGUUGAGUCCAUUCAGGUGCCGUCCAGCCAGCGCCGGAGCAUCACCGUGGAUUCUGACCCGGGACGGAAACCGAAAGACGUCGUGGUUGUCGAGAAUACAAAAAUCAUCAGCCUGCUGGACAGCGACGAGGAUGAGGAAUCUGAAGAUGAGGAGGUUGACGGUUCUUGGGAGGAGGAAGAGGAGCGAGCAAGAGCUUCCCACAAGUGUGGAGCAGCAGCAGCUUCGUCCUCUUGUGGGCUGUUUAUGAUCGACACGCGGCCCGGGCAGGAGGUGGAUGAGCAGUACUACGAGAAGCCAACCGAGGUGGAGCAGGAGGGGCAAGAUGAGGAGUUUGUUGAUGAGGAGGGGGACGACGACGAUGAUGAAGAUGCACAAUUCCUUUUCUCAAGUAGAAAUCCUCUGUUGAAGGGGAUGUCCAGCCGCAUCGACCCUGGCAUCAGACUGAAGGAGCUCGGGGGCUUGUACAUCAGUUUGGACGGCAGCCAGUCAAAGCCUGUUUCCAGCUCGCUGCGAAAACGGAAGGUCCCGGAUGUGGUGAUGAAGAAGAGCGUGAUGGGACCAGACUUUGAGAAGAAGGACGCAGUGCCUCCGUACAGUGAAUCUAAAAACGCCGUGAAGUUGAAGAACCGGACGGAGAGGGAGAAGUCAACCGGAGAUGGUUGGUUUAAUAUGAAAGCCCCCGAGAUGACCAAAGAGCUGAAAAUGGACCUCAAAGUCCUGAAGAUGAGAGGCUCCUUGGAUCCAAAGAGGUUCUACAAGAAGAACGACCGAGACGGCUUUCCCAAAUAUUUUCAGGUUGGUACGGUGGAGGACAGCCCGGUCGACUUCUAUCACUCCCGUCUUCCCAAGAAGCAGAGGAAGAGAACGAUGGUGGAGGAGCUUCUCGCCGACGCUCAGUUCAGACAGAGCAACAAACUGAAGUACCAGCACAUUAUGAUGGAAAGAGCGGCACAAGGAGGUGGCAAGAAGAGGAACAACAACAACAACAAGAAGAAGAAUAAAUCCCGUAAGAAAUAGAUCCGAGGACACAAUGUUUGGUUAUGGACGAUAAACAGUCAGUGCUUUUGUAAGACUGUAAAUGCUUGUAUGCAACUGAAACCUUUUUAAUGAAAUGGGGUUUAAUAUUCCAAACAUGCAGCUGCAUAAUCAUAGUCUUUCUAAAUAUACGUGCAUCAUAUGAACAUUAAAAUAUGUCUUGACUGGCACCAGUGACAGUAAA